Molecule: messenger RNA, 1611 nt
Organism: Tetrahymena thermophila SB210
Lineage: Eukaryota; Ciliophora; Oligohymenophorea; Hymenostomatida; Tetrahymenidae
Product: poly(ADP-ribose) polymerase family WGR domain protein
Exons: 2
Molecular function (GO): NAD+ poly-ADP-ribosyltransferase activity
Source: RefSeq, a predicted model, not a curated record
AUGUCAGAUUAGUCUUCUAAUAAUUCAGGCAAUAAUGAUUAGAUUGGUAAUAGUUAGCCUGUUACAAAAGAUGAUAAACAUAAUACUAAUGUUGGCUCUAAUACUAACAUAGAUGGAACUAAUCCUAUAAACAAAUCUACUACUGAUAAUAUAAAAAAACAAAUAAUUUAAGGGGUAGCUCCUGUUGAUGAAUUUUGUCCUUAAAAAGGAGUUGAAGUAUACUAUGAUAAAGAUAAAAUAUAUUCAGCUAAACUAAAUCAAGCAAAUAUGACAAAAAAUAACAACAAAUUUUAUGUAAUUUAAAUACUUAAGGGUAAGAUAAACGAAUUUUUUGUGUUUAGUCGAUGGGGAAGAGUUGGAUUUUAAGGUUAAAGUUCUUUAAAAGGCCCUUAUAAUUUAUAACGUGCCAUUUAAGAAUACAAUUAAAAAUUGUUAGAAAAAACAACAGUUAAAGAUUAUCGUAUUCUAGAUAUGGACUAUGGACAUGAUGAUAUUUUAUAAAAUUUAGAAGAAAAAAUGAAAAAAGAUACUGAUACAUGCUAAUUACCUAAACAAGUUAUAAGUCUUAUGAGUUUAAUUUUUGAUAUGAAUAUGUUUAAUAACUAAAUGAAAGAAAUUGGAUAUGAUGCAAAAAAGAUGCCUCUUGGUAAACUAUCUAAAGAUAAUAUAAACAAGGCUUAUGGUAUUCUUAAAGAUCUUUAUGAUGAAGUAGAAAAAUAAGACAAGGAUAUAGUAAAAAUAGCAACAAUGUGCAAUGAUUUUUACUCUUACAUUCCUCAUGAUUUUGGAUUUAAAAAAAUGUAGGAUCAAAUACUUGAUAGCACACAAAAAGUUAAAGAAAAAUUAGAAAUGAUCGAUUCUAUUUAAAAUAUAUAAAUAGCAACUAAAAUUUUAGAGGACUAAUCUUAAGGUUAAAAUGGAAAUGCAGUUAACUUAAUUCAAUCCUAAUAUGAAAAGCUCAAUUGUUCAAUUACUCCUUUGAAGGAUGAAAAAAUUUACCAAACUAUAAAAACGUAUCUUGAUAAUACUCACUCUUAUAUUCAUGAUAGAUAUACAUUAGAAAUUGAAGAUAUUUUCGAGGUAGAAAGAUAAGGAGAAAAAGAGAGGUACAUGAAAUAGCUAAAUAACAAAAUGCUCCUUUGGCACGGUUCACGAUUGACAAAUUAUGUUGGAAUUUUAUCUCAAGGUCUUCGUAUUGCUCCUCCUGAAGCUCCUGCUAAUGGUUAUAUGUUUGGAAAAGGAGUUUAUUUUGCUGAUAUGUGUAGUAAAUCUGCUAAUUAUUGUUAAGCUAAUAAGCUUAACAAUACUGGCUUAAUGUUUCUUUGUGAAGUAGCUCUAGGAAAUACAAAUGACUUAAUCUCAGCAGGCUACAAUGCUUCUAAAUUACCCUAUGGUAAAUAUAGUGUUAGAGCUUUAGGUUAAAUAGCUCCUCCAAAAAAUUCUUAUAUAAACAUUUAUGAUGAUGUAACAGUUCCUAUAGGUAAAGGUCAGGUUAGAGAUUAUAAAAAUAGACUUAAAACUCCAUUACUGCAUAAUGAAUAUAUUGUUUAUAAUGUAAAGUAAAUAAUGCUAAAAUACCUUUUAAGAUUGAAAUUUAAUUUUAAAAGAUGA